Molecule: messenger RNA, 2404 nt
Organism: Medicago truncatula (barrel medic)
Lineage: Eukaryota; Viridiplantae; Streptophyta; Magnoliopsida; Fabales; Fabaceae
Product: aspartic proteinase 36
Exons: 12
Coding region: 147-2042 (631 amino acids)
Biological process (GO): proteolysis
Molecular function (GO): aspartic-type endopeptidase activity
Source: RefSeq, a predicted model, not a curated record
AAUAUGUUUUUCCUUGAGGAAGACGCUGACUCGGACUUCGCUCCUUUCAACAGAGAGAAACACACUACCACCCUUCUCAUUUCGAUCCAUUUUCAACGAUAUCAACUCGGAUCCAAAAUCGUUCAACCUGCCCGAGUCACCACCUCAUGGCACGGCCACUAACUCACCUCAUCCUAAUCUUAAUCCUCCACAUUACCCACACCAUCGCCGGCGACACCGCAUUCCUCCGUAACCGCCACCACGCUAUGAUUCUUCCUCUAUACCUAACCACUCCUAAUUCCUCCACGUCCGCACUCGAUCCUCGUCGCCAGCUUCAUGGAUCCGAAUCGAAGCGUCAUCCUAACGCUCGUAUGAGACUCCACGAUGAUCUUCUUCUUAACGGAUAUUAUACAACAAGGCUUUGGAUCGGUACUCCUCCGCAAAUGUUUGCUCUUAUUGUUGAUACGGGGAGUACUGUUACGUAUGUUCCUUGCUCUACUUGUGAACAGUGUGGUAGGCAUCAGGAUCCGAAGUUUCAGCCAGACUUGUCAAGCACCUAUCAACCUGUCAAAUGCACAUUGGAUUGCAACUGUGACAAUGACAGGAUGCAAUGUGUGUAUGAGAGACAGUAUGCUGAAAUGAGUACUAGCAGUGGUGUCCUUGGAGAGGAUGUCGUAUCCUUUGGAAAUCAGAGCGAGCUUGCUCCACAGCGUGCUGUUUUUGGUUGUGAAAAUGUUGAGACUGGCGAUCUUUAUAGUCAGCAUGCUGAUGGCAUUAUGGGUUUGGGCCGAGGAGAUCUUAGUAUCAUGGAUCAGCUGGUUGACAAAAAUGUAGUUAGUGACUCAUUCUCACUAUGCUAUGGUGGAAUGGAUGUUGGUGGGGGUGCAAUGGUUCUUGGUGGCAUAUCUCCCCCGUCAGACAUGGUCUUUGCACAAUCGGAUCCUGUGCGCAGUCCCUAUUACAAUAUUGAUUUGAAGGAGAUACAUGUUGCGGGGAAGCGGCUGCCUCUAAAUCCAAGUGUUUUUGAUGGAAAACAUGGAUCGGUCUUGGACAGUGGUACAACUUAUGCAUACCUACCGGAAGAAGCAUUUCUUGCAUUUAAAGAAGCUAUUGUGAAGGAACUUCAAUCUUUCAGUCAAAUCAGCGGUCCAGAUCCAAAUUAUAAUGAUUUAUGUUUUUCUGGUGCUGGAAUUGAUGUGUCACAACUCUCUAAAACCUUUCCAGUAGUUGACAUGAUAUUUGGGAAUGGUCACAAGUACUCACUAUCACCUGAAAAUUACAUGUUCCGGCAUUCAAAAGUAAGAGGUGCAUAUUGUCUGGGAAUUUUUCAAAAUGGAAAGGAUCCAACUACUCUUUUAGGAGGUAUUGUCGUCCGAAACACACUUGUUUUGUAUGAUCGCGAGCAAACAAAAAUUGGUUUUUGGAAAACCAACUGUGCUGAGUUAUGGGAGAGACUGCAGAUAUCCAGUGCCCCACCACCAAUGCCUCCAAAUACAGAAGCAACAAAUUCAACCAAAUCUGUGGAUCCUUCAGUUGCUCCAUCUGUGUCACAACAUAAUAUACCUCGAGGUGAAUUCCAAAUCGCACAAAUAACAAUAGCAGUUUCAUUUAAUAUCAGCUACGAUGAUAUGAAGCCUCGCCUUACAGAAUUGGCUGGACUCAUAGCUCACGAGUUAAAUGUUAAUACUUCCCAGAUCCACUUACUGAAUUUUACAUCUUCUGGAAAUGAUUCUCUCUCUAGAUGGGCCAUAACCCCGAGGCCAUAUGCUGAUUACUUUUCUAACUCAACUGCAAUGAAUAUUAUUGGCCGGCUUGCUGAACACCGCAUGCAACUUCCUGAUGCCUUCGGAAGUUAUAAGUUGAUUGAUUGGAAUGUUAUGCCUCCAUCAAAAAGGAAUUGGUGGCAGCGAUAUUACAUGAUUGUGGGCCUAGCUGUUCUUCUUACAUCGCUUCUAGGAUUAUCAAUAUUUGGAUUCUUUAUUUGGAAAAGAAGACGGCAAAGCGCGCAUUCAUAUAAACCUGUUGAUGUGGCUGUUCCUGAGCAAGAACUCCAGCCAUUAUGAGCUAAGUUUAUGCUACAGCUGUUUAAUGUCAUGCUUCAUUAGUCCCAGUAGCAUGUUCACUUGCUAUCAAGAGCAAUUAAUGAUGCAAACCAUAGUCGCUGAGCUGGUCAAGGUUUUUGUUUGAAAGAAAUCAGUGUCCACAAUAUCAUUAUCCAGUGAUUAUUGAACCCUCACAGAGAUACAAAAAGAAUUCUCUAGAUAUUCUAUCACCGUAAAGGAAUUUUUGUUUGUGAAUAUUGUAAUAUACAGGUGAAUCAAAAGGUGGCAUCAUAAGAUUGAAAUACAAUACCUUAUAUUGUAAUUUUUACAUUUCAUUUAACCUGUUGUUUACUGAGAAAUGUUCAUACUGUCUACUCUUUGCA